AUGAGUGGCAGCUCCUCACCGAUUUGUGAGACGACUGCAAAGCAGUUAAGUAUUGAUUCUUCUCAACCUGAUCUUUUACUUAGAAUCAUUUCCGAGUUUGAGUCGAAAAACAAUAUUCUCAUGGAAAAUAAUUCCCUACUUAGAUUCAAAAUCGAUUCUCUCGAAUAUCAACUCAAAAACAAGAAACACGAAAUAAACGAACUGAAUAAAAAGUUUGUCAAAAUCAUGCCGAGCAUCAUACCCGAUAAGCAACAUAUUUCGGAUGACGUGAGUGUUGGAAAUUCCGAGGAUUCCCAUGCAACAAUUCCAUCUGCUGUAACGAAUGCUCCUUCUUUAAAUGUGGACAAAUCUGUAACGGGAUCUUCAACUGCCACUCCUAUCAAUAUAAAAUAUCCUCCCCAGAAGAUCACCUAUUCUCAAGUAACUCAGGCGAUUAGGUCAGCCCGCCAACUAAAUGGUAGAGAUGGGUUGAGUGAAGCUGUUCCUGCAGAAAAAAACUCAGAUUCCGAAUGGAAAUUUGUAAAAAAUAAAAAUCGCAAGCCUAGAAAAACCCUAGUUGUUGGAACCUAUUCCGGAGCAGCAGACGUUGAGGGCUUAGACAAGUUCAAGGCUUUCCACGUCUCGAAUCUGAAACCCGACACAAGUGUUGAGAACUUACAGAACUUUCUCAAAAAUAAGUUUUCAAAUGUUAUAUAUCUAUCAAAAGCGUUUGACUGCCUGAAUCAACCACUUUUGUUGGAAAAAAUCGAAGCUUAUGGAAUAAGGGGAACUGCUUUGAGAUGGUUUGAAUCAUAUCUGGAUAAUAGAAAGCAGAGGGUUAAAGUUAUGAAAAACGGAAAAACUACAAAAUCUGACAUAAAAACCAAUUAUACCGGUGUACCUCAAGGAAGCAUAUUGGGCCCUAUUUUGUUCAUUUUGUUCACAAAUGAUAUGGAACGAGCACUGAUGUCUGAUUCGAGUCUUCUCACCAAUUAUGCAGAUGAUACAAAUUUGUUGGUUGCUGGAUCUACCUACCCAAACUUGAUAAAUGAGGCCAGCACUUCGUAUAAGAAAAUCGAAAACUGGAUUGAAAGGAAUGGUCUUAUUUUGAGUCAGGAGAAAACUACCACUGUUCUCUUUAGAACCAAACAACAAAAGAUCACAACACCAUCUCAGAUACAACUGUCAAAUUUGAGCAUCACACCUGAACAUUGUACUAAAUUUCUUGUUACAGUUCGUGGAACUAAAGUACUUUUGAGUAGUCGUAAAGCAGCUUCUCGACCGGUAGAAGUGAAACUGGAGAAGAAAAUUGAGCUGUUGGGACAAGUUUGUGAUGUAAAGAAUCGAAACCGUGUGCGUCGCAAACGAAGAACUGAGCUGUAG
This is a messenger RNA of Harmonia axyridis, 1362 nucleotides long. RefSeq lists its product as uncharacterized. Bases 1 to 1362 code for a protein of 453 amino acids. Lineage: Eukaryota; Metazoa; Arthropoda; Insecta; Coleoptera; Coccinellidae. The record is from RefSeq and is a predicted model, not a curated record. The transcript is spliced from 3 exons.